Molecule: messenger RNA, 2307 nt
Organism: Seminavis robusta
Lineage: Eukaryota; Bacillariophyta; Bacillariophyceae; Naviculales; Naviculaceae
Source: the annotation of a GenBank genome assembly
AUGUUGAAAAAUCACGGAACGAUGGUACCCGUAGUGGUGAAGAGGCGUCUUGUCAGCGUAUCUGCCAAGGUGCUCGUGGUGUUCUUGGGUGUGAUAUUCUUGACCGUUGUGACGUUUGAUGGGUUACUGCAGACAACGAGCAUUCGGGAAGAAUAUCUGUCAAGCGAAUUUGUCAGAAAUGCAAGACCUCUCAGGAAAACCAGUCCUCCAAAUUUUGGGAUCAAGUCUGUUCAAACAGAAGUUCAGAUGCCACCUCACACAACGCCCAUUCAUGACACAGAGGAUGAAACUACGACAAUGAUGAGAUUGCACGUUCCGAGCAAGACAAGAGACUCUGCCAAUAACUUCUUCAGCACUGACAUUCGCAUAAGAGUGCAUAGGAAAAACGAUGGUGCUAGUUUGCGUUUACAGCCUAUCGGUACAAACGUACCACCUACCAAUGACGUCUCAAAACAGAAACCAGAGGACAAGACCACCAGUGGAUCAGCGGGACUUGCCGAAACAAGAAGCUCAUCGCACAACAGUUCAAGCGAGACCAUCAAUGAGGCAAACAAUGCAGCCUCUGGUUCUGCGAGAAAUAUCUCAGGUGAGCCGAGCAGCGUCAAUUCCCCGUCCUUCUUCAUCUCCACGAUGAAACCUGACGAAAGUCGUAAAACGGAAAUGCCGUCUUCUCUUUCCGACACGGUAGAACCUGCGAUGUCCCUUGGCGAGACACUGGAGCCUAGCAUCAUGCAACCUACAGAAGUUCCAAUGACCAGGGAUAGUACAAUUUCCCUUGACGAGACGCUCGAGCCUAGCAGCAUGGAACCAACAGAAUUUCCAACGACCAGCAAUAGUUUGUCUUCCAGCGAAACAGCACCUGCCAUAGAGGUUCUAGCAGACAAGACCGGAUCCAUGAUGCCCACAAAUAGCAAUGCCAAACAGGGUGAGUUGCACCUCAACCAGACUUCCAAUACCACAACAAUCACUGCGGACGAUCUUGAGACCAACAACAGGACUAGUUGGGAUUCUGGGUCAACUGUCAAGCUAACCACCAAUGCCGCAGCACAAAUAAACGCUAUCACAGCAGCGCCACUCAGGAACGAGACAGUCAGCCAAGCCCCAGCACAGACUGCGCCACCAUCCUACAACACAAGCUCUGUGGCAAACACAACCGUGACCAGUGAUCCCAAGCUUUUAGCUAGCUCGAGGGCUCCUACAAAAGUCAACUCUGGUCAACGGCCUGAAGCAAUACACGUUACAAGUGCUCCCAUAGAUAAGGAGGAAGAGUUCUGUGUCCCGUGGUCCCAGAGUGCUGAUGAAUGGUGGGUACACAAACCAGACUGGGAAAUGGGAAAGGAAAAUGAUACCCACUACUGUUUCCAAAGAAUUCAAAAUGUGGAAAAGCGAGAACUUCUUGUCAAACUACACCAUAUACAAUUUGAAGGGAAUUGCAGCAAUACACUGACCAAACGAAUGUGGAGUUCUGGCUGGAAUGCUGACUUCAUGAAUGUCAUCGAUGGUUUCCAGCAUGCUGUUUUGAACAACCGACCAAUGCAAGUUGUCGAUGCACCCUGGCAUUAUGCUGACCCGUUUGGGGCCAAGCCACACUUUGCUGCCUACAAGGGAAUCCAACCUGCCUGCAAGCGAGGAACAAUGUUUUGCUAUUUUCUUCCCUUAUCCAACUGCCCCGCUGCCCCUGAAGGUGACAAAAGAGUCCUGUUGGAAAAGCCAUUCUUUGACACCAUAACCUAUCAAUGGUACUAUGAAUAUGCCACUCGGCGGCAGACUUGGCUUCGGAAAUUUGUUUAUGAUUUCAGAAAAAGACAAGCAAUCAAAACACCUUGCACGGCAAUGCACGUCCGCCGUUCAGAUGUAGUCCUCCACAAGGAUCAACUAAAGCGACAGUACUUUCCAAUCAAGGACUACAUGAAGAAUUCCUACAACGUUCAACACAACAUCUUUCUUUUGACAGAUGAUGCCAAUGCCAUUGUUGAAGCACAGAAAGAGUUCCCAGAGUACAACUGGAUGUAUAUGCAUCGACCCCGCUUCCGGGCUUUCGAAGGAGGAUUUGAGAAUCAGUUUCCAUCAAAGCAACCGGUCUUUGAAGUCAUUAUGUUGCUAGCAAUCUUUGAGAUGGUCAAAUCAUGUAAUCAACUCAUUCACUCUGAAAGCACAUUUGCAACAAGGCUGAUUCAAGAGAUGAAGGCCUCAGGGAAGUUCCCAGACCUGAAGUAUAUCAAAAUUGGUGACCGGAAGAACGUCUAUUCUGAAGAGCACGCACGAACAGUGAAUGUCUCGACUGCUUAUCAACCCAUUGGAGACUAG